Tripterygium wilfordii is the source of this 3410-nucleotide messenger RNA. RefSeq lists its product as uncharacterized. Gene Ontology annotation, molecular function: protein binding. The record is from RefSeq and is a predicted model, not a curated record. The transcript is spliced from 6 exons. NCBI's taxonomy places the organism in Eukaryota, Viridiplantae, Streptophyta, Magnoliopsida, Celastrales, Celastraceae. Bases 1 to 3273 code for a protein of 1090 amino acids.
AUGACCCCACUCCAUGUAAGGAGCAGUGAUGAAGCACAUUCAUUAGAAAGUGGGAUCCCGCCAGAGGAGUUAAGUCUGUACUAUCUUGAUCCGCAAGGCAAUGUACAGGGACCAUACUUGGGUAUUGACAUCAUUACAUGGUUUGAGCAAGGCUAUUUUGGAAUUGACCUACUAGUCUGUUUGUCUGAUGGCCCUGAGCAAUUGUGUUUUCAAGAACUUGGUGAGGUCAUGCCGCAUUUGAAAGUCAAAUCUGGGUCUGCUUCCAAUGCUGAUUUAGCGACUAGGCGAACUCUGUCUGAUGUUGUGGGAGGCAAUUUGGAGGGAAGUGCACUGCAUCCUGCUUCUGCUUCUGACUUUAAGGGGUUGGAUUAUCCAGAAAACCAGCAUUGGUCUUCAUCUGGAUGUGAUGUGAUGUCAAGUGUUAGUGGUCAGUCUCGAGUACCUGACCACAGUUAUCGCACUGAUGUCCAUUAUGAUCAAAGCUUCAAAAAUUUUGUUGCUCAAGAUGAAGAGAUUGUUUUUCCUGGAAGUAGUACUGGUAUUCCCUUGAUGGGACCCGAUAACAGGCAUGGUUCAGUUUCCAAUCUCGCUGGUCACCCUUCCCUUGGGACUAAAUUUUCGGAAACUAGCUUGCCUCAACAUCAGGAUGAUAUGUUGCAUCCAUUUGGUCUGCCAUUGUCUGAACUCAGGAUCAAUUCUCAUUUGAUGGGUUGUCAGUCAUCAAAUAUCGUUACUGGUGUGGGUGAACAGGGUCACAGGAGAGAUUCUUUCUUUGAGAAAGACACUGGUUUUACUAGUCACAGGUCUUUUGGUGCGAUGGCUGACCAAAUUCCACUUGUAGGGACGCGGUCUAGUAAUUAUAGGAACAAACCAUUUUCUGGCCCAAACAUAAAUUCUGGGCCAAUAGAUGCCCAACACUUUUCUCACGGGGAACAAGAGUGCAACGAUUUUGACUUUGCAAAGCACUUGAUGAUUCAGAAAUUGCAGAAGGAACAACUUCAGCCACAUGAUCUUUUAUCUUCUCAUCCUUUUGCACAAACGUCUGGGUUGGAGGCAGAUCAGAUUCCAGGUUUUACUCCUCAGAGCAAGCUUCCUAAUGUUCAGUCUCUGGUCCAUAAUCAAUUUCCAAAUAUGGACCGGCUUUUGGAACUUGAGCAUCAACAGCAGCGGCAACUUGAGCUUCAACAGCAGCGGCGGCAAUUUGAGCUUCAGCAACAGCGGCAGCAAUUUGAGCUUCAGCAGCAGCGGCAAUUUGAGCUUCAACAACAGCAGAGGCUAAUGCUGAUGCAGCAGCAACAGCGACAAUCACAUGAGCAACUCCGUCACAACCAAAUAAAAUUACUGCAGCAACAACAACAGCAACAGCAGUCUCAAGUUCAGCAAUUGCUUUUUGAACAAAUGCUGCAGAAUCAGAUGUCUGAUUUUGUUGAUGGGCAGCCAAAUGUGGACCCUGUGAAAGAUAACUUUCUAGAUCAGCCUCAGUUGAGGAUGCUACUCCUGCGUGAACUGGAACAGAAUUCUCAUACUUCAAGGCAUUUUGAUCCAUCAUUGGAGCAGAUACUCCAAGCAGACAUUAGUCAAAAUGCACUUCGGGAACAGGAGGCUCAUUAUUUGGACCUCCUAUCACAAGUGAAGCAUGGUGACAUGCAUCCCUCAGAACAUGAAAUUCGUUUACGGCAGCAACAGUUGCAGGCCCAGCAUUUAUCUAUGGCACUGAGGCAGCAAUUGGGAAUGGAGGGGGGAAGGCAUGUUGGUGGGCCAUGGUCGGUUGACGAAACUGGUCAGUUUCAGGGGAUCCUGCUGGUAGUCAUCAUUCUUUUUCUGCAGGAAUCAAUACUUUGGAUUUUUAUCCGCAACGGCAGAGGCGUCCUUCUCAUGAAGAGCAAUUGGGCCACCUUAACAUACAAAAGCAUCAUCAGCGUGGGUUUUAUGAGCCUAACCCUCAAGCGUUUGAGAGCUGUUGGUCGACAAGUUCUUGAUGACUUUCGUGGUUCUCAUCCGCAAGCUAUGGCGAUGCACCUCUCUGGAAAUAAUAGGCAACUAGACAAUAGCUCGAUUGAAGGAAGGAUGCAACAAUUGCAUCUUGAAGCUGAGAGGCAAAGAAAAUUUCCAGACGGUACCAUAAUUUCUCCUGAUUUAGAUAUGUGGGGGUUGGCUGGAACUCACGAGGAAAAUUCCAAGCAAGCUUUGAUGGACCUUCACCAGAAAUUGGGUGUUCAGUCUAUGCAAUCAUCGGAAGUUGAUCCUGAACACGCUUUAUUAUCUUCUGAUGCCAGGGAAAUCCUUAAGCCAAUUUCUGAGUCAUUUUCAUCAAGUGUACCUUUUAAUCGUUUCCCAGGUAAAGAAGCUAGCAUGAAUAACUCAUAUGUAGAAGGGCUUCAGAAUUCUUUCUCCCGUGUUUCUUUGCAAGAUCGUUUGGUCUUUGAGGCAAUGAAUAGACAAUUUAACCAUCAGGGAAACAGUGAAGAGUUUCCUAUCAGAUCGAAUUCUGCAGCAUUAUUAGAAGAGUCGUUCUUGUCAGGUGAUAGUGAUAUGACUGGGAGAGACAUCGUAGAGCGAGAGGGAAAGGGGAAGAGGAAUGGUUCUCAAGGCAUAACUGCAAUGAACAGGUCAUUUUCGGAGAGAGGAGACGACUUGGUGGCAGUAGCGGAUGGUGCCAUGGAUUUUCGAGAGUUACCUAUUAAUGCCCAUAGCAGGCAUAGUUCAAUAAGUAGUGCUGGUGGAAAUGGAAGCUUGUACAGCUAUGAUAUGGGAUUGGAUAAAUCAGUUGAAGAGGAAGUUUUCAAUGACAGACAGUCGUCAAUUUUGAGCAAGGGGCUUGCUUCACAUGGACGCCCUCCUGUAUCUCGGGCUCUGUCUUCACAAGACGUUUCAUCAGAGCCGGCUUCUUCCUCACUGAUUAAGCUGAAAAAUUCGAACAAUAUUGCAACUUCAGAUGAUGUGAAUCGUGAGUCUACUGGGAAUUCGGCAGCUGUCAAAAAUGCUCGAACACAGGCAUCUGGCAAUAGAGAGGUUCGUUUCCAGAGGACUUCAUCUUGCAGUGAUGCUGUUGUAUCAGAGACAUCAUUCAUUGAUAUGCUUAAGAAACCAGUUCCUUCAGAGGCCGAUCCAUUAAAUGCUGCUGCGAUGGAUUCUUCCGAUGGAGGUGCAGUUGCAGGUAAGAGUGGCAAAAGGAAAGGGAAAAAAGGGAGGCAAAUAGACCCUGCUCUCCUUGGCUUCAAGGUCUCCAGCAACCGGAUCCUGAUGGGUGAAAUCCAACGCCUUGAUGAUUAAACCGAAUGGCAUAUGGUGUAAAUCUUUUGUAAAUUGUAAUCCAAUUUUGUAGAUUAGUAAAAGUAACCUUCUGUACAGAUCAACUGUAAACCGAAGUUUUGAAAUUCCUUCAUUCUUUCAUGUAAUUGUUUUCAGGA